Messenger RNA from Penicillium macrosclerotiorum, 321 nucleotides. RefSeq lists its product as uncharacterized. The record is from RefSeq and is a predicted model, not a curated record. The coding region runs from base 1 to 321 and encodes 106 amino acids. The transcript has a single exon. Lineage: Eukaryota; Fungi; Ascomycota; Eurotiomycetes; Eurotiales; Aspergillaceae.
AUGCAGCUUGUCACAGACCUGAUGCAGGCUGCUGGUUGGUCCUGUAUAGAUCGUCUUGGGGGCCAAUGGGGUCCAUCUGCCUAUGGAUCCCAUUCCAUAACCGUCAAUGUCCCGCAAAUGGUGGCAAAUGGCGCUGGCUUCGAGCAAAGGCGGGGAGGCCCACUCGAUAACGUGGAUCGAAACGCGGAUCGAACCCCUCGGGGAUUCUUCCUUGCCAUCCCUCCUUUUCUGAAUUCAACCCUCUGGCCCGUUCUCGUUGAGCAUCAGACCCUGGACUGUGUACCGUUAAAGGGUGUGGGCAUGCCGUCGUCGCCGAAUUGA